Propithecus coquereli (Coquerel's sifaka) is the source of this 557-nucleotide messenger RNA. It is a transcript of the gene FAU, whose product is annotated as Finkel-Biskis-Reilly murine sarcoma virus (FBR-MuSV) ubiquitously expressed. The record is from RefSeq and is a predicted model, not a curated record. Lineage: Eukaryota; Metazoa; Chordata; Mammalia; Primates; Indriidae. The coding region runs from base 106 to 507 and encodes 133 amino acids. The transcript has 5 exons. Gene Ontology annotation, cellular component: ribosome; cytosolic small ribosomal subunit. Gene Ontology annotation, molecular function: structural constituent of ribosome; protein binding. Gene Ontology annotation, biological process: translation.
GGGAGGACGUGCGCGUCCUCGCUCCUUCCUCUUUCUCGACUCCAUCUUCGUGGUAGCGGCCGCGGGGGCUGUGCUUCAGCCGCCUUUAUUUCUUCAGUCGCCAACAUGCAGCUCUUUGUCCGCGCCCGGGAGCUACACACCCUCGAGGUGACCGGCCAGGAGACGGUCGCCCAGAUCAAGGCUCAUGUAGCCUCACUAGAGGGCAUCGCCCCGGAAGAUCAAGUCGUGCUCCUGGCAGGCACGCCCCUGGAGGAUGAGGCUACCCUAGGCCAGUGUGGGGUGGAGGCCCUGACAACUCUGGAAGUAGCCGGCCGCAUGCUUGGAGGUAAAGUCCAUGGUUCCCUGGCACGUGCUGGGAAAGUGAGAGGUCAGACUCCUAAGGUGGCCAAACAGGAGAAGAAGAAGAAGAAGACAGGCCGGGCCAAGCGGCGGAUGCAGUACAAUCGGCGCUUUGUCAAUGUUGUGCCCACCUUUGGCAAGAAGAAGGGCCCCAAUGCCAACUCUUAAGUUUGUUGUAAUCCUGGCUUUCUCUAAUAAAAAGCCACUUAGCCCAGUCA